Knipowitschia caucasica is the source of this 2190-nucleotide messenger RNA. Lineage: Eukaryota; Metazoa; Chordata; Actinopteri; Gobiiformes; Gobiidae. The record is from the annotation of a GenBank genome assembly.
AUGCAUGAUGACAGGCUCCACAGAGCUGCUAUUGAUUUCUGCAACAGUGUGCCCAGUCCCAAGAGAAACAGCGGAACUGAGAUGUAUGGAAACUACAUCACUGUGAUUGCUUCAUGUUCUUGGCUGAAAAGGUUGAAGUUUCGGAUGCAGUUUGCGUGUUUGCUGCUUUGCCUUGGCUUGGCAAAGGCUCUGCCUCUAAAACCCAAAGACCUGGUGGCCAAACAUGUCCUUUCUCAAAACCAGGUGGCCAAGCAUGUUCUUAAACUGUAUCGAACUAAUGGGGGCCUGCAGGGCCAAAGCUGGGUGGCCAACAACUGUAAACGCCUGGUUGGCCUCCUGCAUCAGAAGACCGUGGCGGUGAAAAAACUGUCUGCUGCAGGAAAAGUGGUUGCACAAGACCAGACUCUCUCAGAGGAUGAAAGGCACUUCAGAGUUCAUACAUUGGAAGUUUUCCAAAAGGAGCUCAAUGAAAGUGAACACUUUGUGUACCAGGCUGUGCACAGUCUGCAGAGGGCGCUGCAGGGCGACAUCAAAGAUGUGGUGAAUAUGAAGGAAAGCAGUAGACUGAGGCUGGAGGCACUCAGAGAGGCGGCUAUGAAGGAGGAGCAGGAGUAUGUGGAGCUUGUGGCUGCAGAGAAGCACCAGCAAGAAGCUAUGAAGAUUGCUUUGUCCCAAAACAAAACUUUGUCUAUUUUAGACGAAAUCCUCGAAGAUGUGAGAAAGGCUGCUGACAGACUUGAGGAAGAUAUUGAAGAACAUGCAUUUGAUAACAACAAACGGGUGGAAGGAGUCAACAUUGAGGCUGUGCUCAGAGUUGAAGAAGAUGAAGAGAAUGGUGGAAAGAGAAAAAACAAAUCCAAUAAAAAAGAUGUGGAGGACGAUCUGGGACUGAGCAUGCUCAUAGACUCUCAAAACAACCAGUAUGUCCUCACCAAACCACGAGAUUCCACCAUGCCCCGGGCCGAUCAUCACUUUAUUAGGGACCUUGUAUCUGUGGUGAUGUUGUCGUUGCCCUGUGGGUGGUUCUGCACUUGGAUCAGUCUCCCUUCAAUGUUUGGAUAUAUUAUAUGUGGAGUUUUGCUGGGUCCAUCAGGCCUCAACAGUAUCAAGUCCAUGGUCCAAGUGGAGACUUUGGGAGAACUUGGUGUAUUUUUCACUCUCUUUGUUGUGGGAUUAGAGUUCUCCCCUGAAAGACUUCGAAAGGUGUGGAAGACCUCAGUUCAGGGUUCUUGUUACUUGACUCUGCUGAUGGUAGGGUCAGGUUUGUUGUGGGGUCAAGUCCUAAAGAUUCGGACCACUCAGACGGUCUUCAUUUCAGCCUGUUUGUCGCUCUCCAGCACCCCGCUAGUGUCCCGCUUCUUAGGAGGGGCCAGAGGAGACAAAGAAGGUGACUUGGAUUACAGCAGUGUUCUUCUGGGCAUGUUGGUGAUGCAGGACGUUCAGCUCGGCCUCUUUAUUGCCGUCAUGCCCACCUUAAUCCAGGCCCAGAGUGGAGACAGUUUUCUCCUUGGUGGGCUGCAUGUGCUCUACCUCUUGGCUCAAGUCGUCUUGUCUCUGGCUGCGGUCUUACUGCUGUGUCUCCUUCUUAAAUCCUUCAUCAUCGGACCUUUUUACAAGAAACUGCAUCAUGAAGGAAAAGGCAACAAGGAGAUCCUGGUCCUGGGAGUGGCUGCUUUUGUAUUUUUUAUGCUCACGGUGACUGAGUUCCUGGGUGUUUCCAUGGAGCUGGGUUGUUUCCUGGCCGGAGCGCUGCUGUCCAGUCAGGGUCACAUGGCCACAGCGGAGGUCAUGGGCUGCAUCGAGCCAAUCAGGGACUUCCUCGCUAUCAUCUUCUUUGCAUCCAUUGGUCUCCAUGUAUUCCCAACGUUUGUGCUGUAUGAGCUGACGAUACUACUGGUGCUUACACUGUCCCUGGUGAUUAUGAAGUUUGUCAUGGCAGUGUUGGUUCUUUCGACCAUCCUGCCUCCUGGCUCCCGUCACAUCCGUUGGGUAGUUUCCGCCGGUUUGGCCCAAGUCAGCGAGUUCUCCUUUGUCCUGAGCAGCCGUGCCAGACGAACGGGCAUCAUCUCCAGAGAGAUUUACCUGCUUGUCCUGAGUGUGACUACUCUCAGCCAGCUGCUGGCCCCCGUCCUCUGGAGAGUCUCCAUGCAUCGCUGGGUCAUACAGGCUGAGCGCAGGAUGGUCACGUGA